AAGUUUAUGUAUUAUUUUGCAAGAUAUGGUUUGAUUUUGGUCACUGCUUUACAAAGUAUGUUGAAGUUAAUAUGGAAGUGAAUAACAACACUUUAUUUUUCCACAAUGUUUUAGUUUUUAUAUUAUUUUUGCAAGUUUUAUCUAUUUAUGUACCAAAUGAAAUUGAGCUUACAUCCAAGCCUUAUACUACUGGUUUAAAAAUUAAAACACUUUAUAAAUCGUAUUCUCAACCUUAUUAUCAUACAAAUUACAGUAAAGUGUAUGUGCAUAAUAAAAAUUAUACUUCCAGUAUUCUCGACACAUUAGAAGCUCCUAAGAGUUAUGGAACUGUUCACCCAGUUUAUAUUUCAGAGGAUAAAAAAGAAAAAAUACAGAAUAUUCUUAAAGACCAUAACACUAAUAUUGUCGACAAGGAUACCCUAAAUGAAAGAGUUGUUUAUAAAAGAAGAGUACUAAAGCAGAAGAAUGUUCAAGUGUUUAAUAAAUGUCCAAAAGAUUUAACUGGGCAAUUUGUUUAUGAUCUAUCCUGCAAUCAAUAUUUAGAUUGUUGGAAUGGAAGAGGCGGACCAAGAAAUUGCGCACCUGGAACACUGUUUAAUCCUAAAACAUUAGAGUGCGAUUAUCCAGAAAAAGUGGAAUGUUUAACAGGACCAAGUGGAAGCACUCUUACAUUACAAAAAACUGCAAAAUAUGAAACACCUGAACAAGCCAAAUGUCCUGAUGGUUUUAGUGGUUUGAUUCCCAAUUAUAGCGAUUGUGCAAAAUUUAUCGAAUGUAAUAAUGGAAUACAAACUUCAAAGGACUGCCCGCCAGGCACAUUAUUUGAUAGUAAUCAAAAUGUUUGUAAUCACCCUGGACAAUCAACUUGCUUUUCUAAAAAAGGAGGUUUUGAGUAUGGAGUAAAGGAAGAGUUUGGUGGUAGUACUGACAUUCGCUCACCAAAUUAUGGUUAUGGAGGAAAUACGUACACAAAUCAGCAACAAAAAGGAUAUUAUCCCGCUCACAGUUCUUACACGUACGAACAACAGCAAAGUUCUAAGAUUUGUGAUCCAACAAACCCAUACUGUAAAACUGGGGGCUAUGUUGUUUCUGGUCAAAAUAUUUAUACAUAUCCAGAUAAUAAAAAAUAUUAUACUCCAGAUGCAACGACUAAUAAUGGGGUAAAUAAUGGUAAUAUAACAAUUUGUAAUCCGAAUACUCAGGGGUGUACUCAAUUUAGUUCUUUAAGUCCAUGUAACAAUGAGAAUUGUGAUCAAGGUACCGGUUCCUCAUAUAACGAAUGGUCCACGGCUGGUCCUCUUAGCGGCACUGUUUAUAUGCAAUAUAUUAUGUGUAAUCCAGCUGUUGAGGAUUGUUCCAGUUCCAAUUUUGUACAAGGAACAUUUGUAAUGGGACCACAGGGUUCUUUAUGCAACCCAGUUAAGCAAAAUUGUCACCCUUUCCCUUAUAUCCCCACUACAUAUAUGAAUCUCAAUAAAAAUGGGGCAAAUAAACAGACACAUUUACCUGGAGCUUACUACAUAAAAUAUGUGGUUUGCAAUCCGCAGCAGGAGAACUGUUCUCAGUUUCGAGACGGAAUUAUAGAAGCAGCUUAUGGAAGACCUUAUUCUACAGGAUCUUCUAGUUCCAAUGUAGCUUCUGGAUGUGAUCCAAAUAUUCAUAAUUGCGACACUGGAAUUGCCGAAACAGCUUAUGGAAGGCCAUCUUUUUCUCCAGGACAUUCCAGUUCUAAUAUGGCUUCUGGAUGUGAUCCAAAUAUUCAUAAUUGUGACACUGUUUCUUAUCAAAAUCCCCAGAGUCAAGAUUGCAACAUUCCCAAUAAAAAUUAUAGGUGUAGACAAGGGGACCAAAGAUGCUGCGAACAAAAAACUAAAACACAGAAAUCUCUGAACGAGGGAGCACACAAUAAGCCAAAAUGUCCUGAUGGUUUUCAAGGUAUUACUAAGCAUCCGACAGAUUGCAAAAAGUUUUUGAAUUGCGCGAAUGGCAUUACCUAUGUUCAAGAUUGUGGUCCAGGAACACUGUUUAAUCCAAUCAUUUUAACUUGUGAUUUUCCCUAUAACGUUGAUUGUAAAGAUGGAGAUGUUACUACUACUCCAUCCUAUGAAGAUACCACACAAUAUUAUUCUAAUUAUGACCACACAGUUACAAAUAAUUUUAAUCCAAAUUGCCAGGGAUAUGGAUGUCGAGAUCAACAGAAUUAUGCUAAUAUUGGCGGUUCUAAUGCUUGUCAAGGAAAUCAUUGUCAGAGUGGUUUACCAGGGAAUAUGCAAGGGCAAGGUCAAUAUUAUCCAGCAUAUAGUGAGUUUGGAGUCAGUGGAAGCACUGACACUGGUACAUCAGAUUACUUAUCAAAUGGUUUUAGUUCUCAAAGUCAACAUACAAAAUCGACUAAUUGCCAGGGUAUUCAGUGCCAAAGUAGUUUUGGUGCCCAAGGAAAUCUCGGUUAUAUAGGAAAUUCAGGCUAUUCGUCACAAGGAUCAAUUAAUAGUGGUAAUCAGAACUGUCAAGGCACUGGUUGUUCUUCAAAUCGUGGUAAUCGAAAUUAUGCUAUAAGUAAUCAGGAUCAAAUCGCCCCUUGUCAAGGAUACCUGUGUGAUACUAACAAUUCUCAGGAUAUUAAUCAGAACAGGAGAAAUUAUGUCCAAAAUAAAGGAUCUAUAAAUACUCCUGAUAAAAAUGCCUGUCAAGGAUACCAAUGCAUCACUAACCAGGGUCAGAAUAUUAACCAAAGACCGAAUGUUAAUCAAAACAAAAAUAUAGAUGAUCAUAGUCGUAUAAAUCCAGAGCAGGCCUCUGCUGGCGUACAAACUGGUAUAAAUGGUUACAGAAGAGAUAAUGAAAACAGCCAUAUAAUGAAGAUACCUUCAAAGAAUAGUGGGUACCAAUCAGUUACACCAGUGAACAAACUUGAUAGAGUGACUUACGGAGGAUUCAAUAAUGAAAAAUCUCCGGAUUAUGUUGAUAUUUUCAGUCCGGAUGAAACCAGGAACUUUGUUUAUGCUACAAGCACUCAAAAGCCCACAAAUAAACCAGAAAAAGCUGCAUGGGCUCCUUCUUUUAACGAUUUAUUUAGCACUGACGUAAAUGCCGAUUAUGUUUUUGAAUAUGAAGAUGGCGAACCGGUUACAUUAGCUCCAGAAAAUGUGAAAAUUGAUAAAAAGAUAAAAUCUAGAUGCGAAGAUAACGAUUUUGUUUGCGAUAAGAGAACGUGUAUUUCUAAAAAUUUUGUUUGUGAUGGAGAGAGGGAUUGUAGUGAUGGAAAGGAUGAAAAACACUGCCAGAAGUAUUUAAACGAUUUUAAGCCAUAUAAAAACUCAAGACUUGAUGUGUUAGAAAAACAGAGAUGGGAUAAUGUUAGUCAUGCGACUUGCGCCUUACUUUGUGCGGAUAGUGUACAAUUUGAGUGUAAAUCAUUUAAUUACCGACGUAUAGAUAGAUCUUGCUUCUUAACAAACGAAAAUAUAGGCGGAACUGGGGCACUGAAAAACUAUUAUCCUUGCGACUACUAUGAAAGAAAAAGUACGUCUGUUGACUGUACCGAUAUACAUAAGUGUCCCUCUGGCAAAUGCUUGACUAGCGAUCAAGUAUGUGAUGGAUAUAAUGACUGUGGAGAUGGAGCUGACGAGAAGGAUUGUCGCGCUUCUGAUUUUGGUUAUGAGGUGAAAUUAGUGGGAGGAAAAGAGAAACAUGAAGGUCGUGUUGAAGUAACAGUGUUUGGCAUAACGGGAUAUAUUUGUGAUGAUCAGUUUAAAACCACAGAUGCCAAUGUGCUUUGCAAAGAACUAGGUUUCCCACUUGGCGUUGCUGAAGUUAAAGGUAACUCAUAUUUUGCGAAAGAUAUCGAAGAAAAUAAUACUCUAUACAUGAUGGAUGACAUUGAAUGUAUAGGAAAAGAGACUAGUCUUAUGCACUGUAAAUUUGCUGGUUGGGGUAUACAUAACUGCGGUGAUCAUGAGAUUGCUGGAGUUAUUUGCAGGAUACCCCAAGAGCAAUGUCAAGAAGGGUAUUGGAAAUGCGAUACAAGAAAUGAAUGUGUAAAAUUGCCAUUUGUGUGCGAUGGAUUGGAUGACUGUAGUGAUAAUUCAGACGAAGCUAGUUAUCAUUGUGAUGCACCUAUAUCAUUUAGGUUAGUAAACGGUAGUAAAGAUAGCGAAGGUCGUUUAGAAGUUAGACACAAUGAUAUAUGGGGAUCGGUUUGCGAUGAUGAUUUCAAUGAAGAUGCGGCAAAGAUAAUUUGCCAAAACUUGGGAUAUAGAGGAUCAGCUUAUGUAAAGAAAGAUGCUUACUUUGGAAGAAGUGACGGACCUAUAUGGCUUGACCAAGUUUCAUGUUUUGGCAACGAAACAUCUAUUGAAAAAUGUGCUCAUUGGGAUUGGGGUGAACAUAAUUGUGAUCAUUCAGAAGAUGUAGGAAUAGUUUGUAGUAACGAGAUUAACCAAGUUGAAGAAAGAAAGAGUCGUAAAAAAUCGGUUUCUCAGAGUAUUAAUAUGAAUUAUGGUAAUCAACAGUCACUUACACCAAAACAAUGUGGAUACAGAAAUGACAACAUAUUCUUGCAAGGUGGCGAUAUCCAUUUUAGAGUAGUUCAAGGAUCCGUUGCAAAACCAGGGGAAUAUCCUUGGCAAGCUUCACUAAGGAUAAACAGCCAUGGCAAGUCAGCUCAUUGGUGUGGUGCAGUGGUAAUAUCAUCUAAAUGGGUACUAACUGCUGCUCACUGCUUGGAAGGUUAUCCUAAAGGAGCAUAUGUAAUAGUUGCAGGGGAAUAUAACAUAGAUGAAGACGAAGGUACUGAACAACAAGUUUAUAUAGAAGAAUAUUAUUUGCAUGACCAUUUUCGAGAGGGGCAUAAAAUGGGUAAUGACAUUGCUAUGAUAAAAUUGAAGGGUAAUGGUUUUAAUUUGAACCAAGAUAUACAACCAAUAUGUUUACCGGACGAGGCUUCCGAUUAUGAACGGGAAUUGAAUUGUACGAUUUCUGGUUUUGGUACAAUACAAACUGGAAAAUCUGCUUAUUCACAUAAACUUAGAGCGGCUUGGAUACCAAUACAAAAAUUUGAUGUCUGUAAAAUGGCGCAUAUAUAUGGUUCAGCUAUUACUGAAGGGAUGAUAUGUGCAGGCGAUCUAACUGGCGGUAUUGAUGCAUGCGAUGGAGAUAGCGGGGGACCUCUGGCCUGUUUGGAUAAUGGGGUGUUUACUCUAUAUGGUUUAACAUCAUGGGGACAAAGAUGUGGAUAUGCAAACAAGCCUGGAGUAUAUGUGAAAGUAUCUUUUUAUAAAAAAUGGAUAGACAAAAUUAUGGAAUUACAUUCAUAGAUACUUUAUUUUUAAUAAUAUGAAAUAUGGUAUUAGUAUUUUAGUGGACGAGUUAUAUGGAUGUGUAAUAUUUAUAUAUCUUAACAAAUAUAUGUAUAUAACUUUU
Sitophilus oryzae (rice weevil) is the source of this 5421-nucleotide messenger RNA. RefSeq lists its product as uncharacterized. The coding region runs from base 72 to 5315 and encodes 1747 amino acids. Gene Ontology annotation, cellular component: extracellular region; membrane. Gene Ontology annotation, molecular function: serine-type endopeptidase activity; chitin binding; protein binding. Gene Ontology annotation, biological process: proteolysis. The record is from RefSeq and is a predicted model, not a curated record. The transcript is spliced from 23 exons. NCBI's taxonomy places the organism in Eukaryota, Metazoa, Arthropoda, Insecta, Coleoptera, Curculionidae.